Molecule: messenger RNA, 1071 nt
Organism: Mollisia scopiformis
Lineage: Eukaryota; Fungi; Ascomycota; Leotiomycetes; Helotiales; Mollisiaceae
Product: mitochondrial carrier
Exons: 7
Coding region: 1-1071 (356 amino acids)
Source: RefSeq, a predicted model, not a curated record
AUGGCCGUCGAAGGCGAUGCAGAAAACCAAACAAAUGUCAACGAAGAGACGCCUCUUCUCCCCGAGCAGCAGCAGCAGCAGCAGCAGCAGCAGCAGCUGGAUCAACAAUCCAACGAAGAAGAUGACGAGGAGCCAAAACGAACCUCGCAGACGAGCUGGUAUCUCUGGAGGAUAUUCUGGUUCAUCGUCGCAGCACUCGUCCUCGCUGUCUUCAUCAAAGGCUGGAUAGAUGCUGGUGGCGAUUUUGAUCUAAAACGUACGUUGAUGCGAGCUCUUGGGGGUGGCCUGAGUGGUGCUGCGGCUAUGGUUCUGCAAGUUUUGCUUCUUAUGCCGCUUCGCACGAUUAUGAAUUAUCAGUACCGCUUCGGGACUUCUUUCACUGCGGCGACGAGGACGCUUUAUCAAGAUGGAGGGCUAGGGCGAUAUUAUCAAGGCAUUGGAGCUGCAUUGAUUCAAGGACCUGUCUCAAGAUUCGGAGACACAGCAGCUAAUGCUGGAAUACUUGCUUUGUUGCAAUCGAAUUCUUACUUGAAAAACUUACCUUCACCUAUUAAGACGAUAUUUGCAUCGCUUUGUGCUGCCGCCUUCCGAAUGAUUCUCACCCCGAUCGACACUCUGAAGACCACACUUCAAGUGCAGGGUGCGAGUGGGACAGCCUUACUCCGCCAACGAAUCAAGACGAAUGGAAUCGGAAGUUUAUGGUGGGGUGCAAUUGCCACAGCAGCUGCAACUUUUGUUGGGCAUUACCCUUGGUUUGCGACUUACAAUUUUCUCAUGGAAAAUAUCCCCGAGCCACCUCAUCAUCCGCUGAUCGUAUGGCUACUCCGUCUGGCAUUCAUCGGAUUCGUCGCAUCUAUCGUUUCCGACUCAGUCUCCAAUUCCCUCAGAGUUUUGAAGACCUAUCGCCAGGUCAAUGACUCGAAAGUGUCAUAUUCCGAGGCUGCGAGAUUGGUGAUCCUGGAAGAUGGCAUUACAGGCCUGCUUGGACGUGGACUCAAGACCCGAAUCCUGUGCAAUGGACUUCAGGGAUUACUGUUCUCGAUUUUGUGGAAACUGUUCUUGGAUUUGUGA